AUGAUGGUUUUCUUCCUGGUUCUCGUCAUCCUGGCUGCCCUCUCUAUUUUGAGAGUCGUAAUCUACCGAAUGUUCUAUCACAAGCUCUCCAAAUUCCCUGGACCGACUCUCUGGGCCAUCAGUCAACUUCCUCAGGCUUACUAUCUUUUCAAGGGUUGUCUUCCAUACAAGAUUCUUGAACUUCACAACCGUUAUGGACCGGUUGUCCGCCUCGCCCCAAAUGAGCUAUCGUUCAUCACAGCAGAUGCAUGGAAUGAUAUCUACGGAAAACCAUCCAAAAAGCCACAACUUCAAAAAGAGCACACUUUCCUUCCGCCUUCCACUGGCAUAAGCGGUAUCAUCUUUGAGACGGACGAUACUGAGCACAGUAGACUCAGACGAGUAUUCUCGCACGCCUUCUCAGAUAAGAGCCUACGAGAUCAAGAAGCUACCGUCCUCAAAUAUGUCGACCAACUGAUCAUCAAACUGCAAGAAAAUGCAACUGAUUCCCUUGACAUGUGCAAAUGGCUUAACUUUGUCUGCUUCGACAUCACUGGAGAAUUGAUGUUCAGCGAAUCGUUCGACUCUCUGAACAAGCCUGAUUUUCGUCCAUGGAUCAAAAUAUUCUACAAUUGGGUUGCUGGAGCAGCUUUGCUUAGCAUGGGUCAGAAACUGUGGCCCUUGACUAGUAUUGUCAAGUGGCUCGUGCCCAAGGAUAUGAGAGAUGCUGAAGUGUCUCAUCGUAUCAUGACGCAAGAAAUACUUGAGAAGCGCCUCAGAACAACAAAUGCCUUCCACGUAGAUUUGUAUGUCAUCCACUUCUGA
Molecule: messenger RNA, 804 nt
Organism: Cadophora gregata
Lineage: Eukaryota; Fungi; Ascomycota; Leotiomycetes; Helotiales; Ploettnerulaceae
Exons: 3
Coding region: 1-804 (267 amino acids)
Molecular function (GO): oxidoreductase activity, acting on paired donors, with incorporation or reduction of molecular oxygen; heme binding; monooxygenase activity
Source: RefSeq, a predicted model, not a curated record